UCUGGUGUCUCCUAGCAACCGGAUAGGCAGCGCAAGUGGGGCAGAGGAGGAGCGGCUCCGAGAUCUGUGCGAUCCCGUAGGGAUUGAAGGCCCGGCUAGACAAAGGCAAGACGCCAGAAGGAUCAGAAAAAGCCCCGUGUGUCUUUCGUAGUUACAUUUACCUCCAUUGAAGCCUCUCCAAAACUGUCACCGGUCACUGUCACCCACCUCUCUGGGCUUCUGUGACCUCAUCUGCAAAAAGUCAGGCAACCCGCCCCACCCCCUGGGGAGAUAGAGGGUGGACAGGAUUGUGACAGAGGUUGGGGAAGCACUGGAAAAUCGUAGAGCACCUGACGGAUUGACUGGAAGUGUUCGGAUUAGCACCCUUGGGGUGCUUUAAGUAGUUAGGAAAAUUUGCAGCAGUAGUUAAAUUUUUACCAAAUAAUUGGCUAUCUAGCUUUGAGAAAUCUCUAAUCUCAAUUGCCAUCUAGCAUUGCAUUUUGUGGGGGAAGUGAGUCAAGUCUCAUUGCAGUUAAUAUCCAUCCAUCCAUAAUAUCCCGAGAAAUUUAAGAAACUAAAAAGCCUAGAUGGAGGUAUUAAUGCCCCCUCCUCAGAUUUAUGUAGAAAGAACACUGGCUCUUAUAAAACCAGAUAUCGUGGACAAAGAAGAAGAGAUAGAAGAUAUCAUCCUCAAAUCUGGAUUCACCAUUGUUCAGAGAAGAAAACUACGUUUUAGCCCUGAACAGUGUAGCAACUUUUAUGUGGAACAGUAUGGGAAAAUGUUUUUCCCCAAUCUAACAGCAUAUAUGAGUUCAGGUCCACUUGUUGCCAUGAUAUUAGCAAGACAUAAUGCAAUUUCUUACUGGCUGGAUCUUAUGGGACCAUUCAAUAGCUUCAAAGCUAAGGAGACACACCCAGACAGUCUAAGGGCAAUCUAUGGAACAGAUGACCUAAGAAAUGCACUUCAUGGAAGUAAAAAUUUUGCUGCAGCAGAGAGAGAAAUUCGAUUCAUGUUUCCUGAGGUGAUUAUUGAACCCAUCCCUAUUGGAGGAGCUGCUAAGGAUUACCUGAACAUGUAUGUAAAUCCGACUCUGUUGGCAGGACUCUCAGAGCUUUGUAAGCACAAACCAGCAGAUCCCUUUAUUUGGCUUGCUGAUUGGUUGCUUAAAAAUAAUCCCAAUAAACCUAGAUUCUGUCAUCAACAAGAUACUGUGGAAGAGUCUAAUGAAAAUAAAACACACUGAAGAAUGAAUCAAGAACUCUCCUAUCAAGAACUAUUCUAAAAGACUUUUAUUCUAGUGACUUUUUGUUAACAAGAUUCUUAAUAUGGAUGAUAAGGAACUGUGCAUGAAGUAAAUCUUAUUUUAAAAUAAUGUAUUGUAAGCAGCAGAUAACCUUUACAAAAGACUCAAAUAUAGAAUUAAUGUUUGAUUUUAACCAUUGGGAAUACUUAAUAGAAAUAUUACCUUAGUAGUUGUUUAGUGGAAAAAUGACAUGGGAAGUAAUAUCAUUUUUCCAGAUGCUUGUCCUAUGUACACAUCUCAGACAUCUCAGGUACAGGAACGAUAAUUACUGAUAUGAUUGAGUUUAAAUAACUAAGUAAGCUACAUCUAAGUUAUGGUUCUUAUCAUUUAUUUCUUAGCAUUAAGACCCAAUCUAACUCUGACUGUGAAACCCUCUAGGUUAGGGAUUCUUAAUCCAGAAUUCAUAAAAUAUUAAAAAAAAAAUUCAGGGGGUAACCAUUUCAAUGUAAUUGAUUUCAUUUUAAUUUGCAGGCUUAAAGAUUUUAAUUUGUUUUUAAGUCUUAAAAUAUGUCCUAUGUGCAGCUUUUUUUUUUUUUUUUUUUUUUUAAACAUAAUCCUUUCAUGGGCCUAGUAAGCUGUGUUUUUGGAUACAGCCCUACUAAUGAUCAAAGGUUUUAAACUAAAAGAGCUCUUAGAGGUCAUCUUGUCUAACAUCUUCAUUUACAGAUGAGGAAACCCAAUCUAAAAGUUCUCAAAUGAUCUGCCCAAGAUCACAUCUGAGAAAUCCUGCUACAUCCAGAGCUUUUCACUGCUUUCUGCUGCCUCCCUUAAACUUUUGAGUCUCAGCCAGCCAGAUUAAUGUGUGUACAUUCCUGCUCUUUGAGCAACUUCUACAAGAAAACAAGAAAGCAGAGCUUCUUGGCAGCAUCUUCUGGAGCCUUAGAAACCCAUUUGUUUCUAGGAUUUGAUGCUUCUCAUGUGGAAAAGAUUUUUUUUUUUUUGUUUAGCGGGUAGAAAAGAAUGCUAGUGGGAAUACUUAUUCCAAGGCCAAGGGGCUAAAAGAGAACAACAUUAGAGAAGCAGGAAUUGGGGAGAUAGCCUUGCAACUUAUUGGCUCUGCAGGUUAUUUACCAGGAAAAGAAAACAUCUUCUCAAUCAUAAAGUAUCAGAGGAUUUUUUUUUUUAGGCUAUAGCCUUAAGUGCCAGUAAUGGGAAUGGUAACAUCUGAAGAGACAGUCUAGGAUAUUAAUCAGGUAAGUGUUAUCUAGGCCUUUCUGAGCUCAGAAAAAAUGAAGGGAGCCAAAGAAGCAGAAAAGUAAGACUUUAGGUCUCUUGAAACUUAAAGACAAAGUCUGAAGGACCCAAGUUCAAAUCCAGCUGCAGACACUAGCUGUGUGGCCAUGUCACUUGACUCCAACUGCCUCCUCUCACCAAAAAGAAAACUAAAAAUUAUGGAUUCUUUAGUGGACCCUCAUGUUCAGUGUCCCUUAAGGAUUUGGGGAAGUGAAAGAAUAUUGACCUUUCCCUUGUCCCCAAGUAGGUUACCUUAUAAAAGCUUCUGUAGGGAAGGGCAAGUGCCUGAGAAUGUGACUCGUAUAUGUCAGAAGAUUUGUCCAACCCUUCUAGUACUUGUUUAGAAAAUACCAAAACAAAUUUGGAAACGAAGGGAGCUGGAAGGGUCUACAAAGUAUGGAAACCCUGAGCAAAUACCUUGCCACUCAAAUAUAUUUUGAGUUGUUAAUGCUAGCUAAUGCCUUAACUACAUCUAGAUAUUGUGCUAAGCCCUUUAUAAUUUCAUUUGAUCUCAUUAGAAACCUGCAAAACAUGUAGAGCACCUUGGACAGAAGCAUGUUCCAACUCAAGAAAUGUUGUCAAUUUAGCUUGAUAUUGAUGUAGUGUCAGAACAGAAUAUUUAGGUUUUCAUUUUUGCACAUUACAACCUGUUUUUGAAGUCUGAGAUUCUGGGUUCAAAUCCUGAGCUUGCUACUUAAUCUGUACAAUCCAAUGGAAUUAUUUAAUCUUUUUCAGCCCUGAUGUUCCCAUCUGUAAAAGGAGGAUGUUGGACAGGGUAAUCUCUUAAAUUCUAAUUUCUCUGAUUUGCCCUUUUAAAUGCUGAUGGUUCAGUAAAAUGACUGCUUUUUUAGUACCUUAUUUUUUAAUUCCCCUAACUACAAAACUUCCCAUCUUAUUUUUCAUCUUAGAUCUGUAACUACCUUCCAGAUUUAAUAGAGCCUCAAUGACUUAAGCAUCAAUGAAGUCUUUUACAAAGAUACAAACAGUAAAAUCCAGAGGGUUUGAAUGAUUUGCCUUUAACCAUAUAGCUUCCAGAGGAGAUUAUUUCUUGUCAGAGUUUAUUCCACUAAAUAUUGAGAUCCUGAUACCAAGACCCUUUGGUGGUUCACUGUAGAAAGGUUUUUUGUUUUGUUUUGUUUUAAGAACAUCUUUGUCUUUAGUUUCACUCUUACCCUGACUUGAGUUCUCCAUUUCAGGUCUGUUUCAGUCCCGAUCAAAUGUUGAUGACACUGUUGUGAUGGAUUCCUUUUGUUCCCUAACCAAAUUGGUUUUUUACAGCCUACUCCUCCUAGCCCCCUGCUAGCAUUUGGGAAAGUGCCACUGACAUCUGCCCAGGAGGGAGUCCCUUCUUGGCUGGGAGAGGCAUUGUGAUGACUAAGAGCAAGAAAUAAGGGAAAGCAACUUGCAGACAAAUGGGCAGAUAAUACCAACACCCUCAAACACUAGACCAUAAACAAAAUUCCUAUUUUUUUUCCAUUUAUGAUCCAUUUCUUGACAGGAAGAAGGGAAGUGAAGACUUUCCUGCCUCAGAAAUUCAAAACACAGAAAUAAGUGCUCCCAAACCAAGUCAUUUUAACUCAGGUAAUUAUUCUAGGGUUGUAUCAUAGAUUGGUCCCCAUUUUCAAUGCAAAGUCAUUUGUCUUAAAGCCUAGGGUCCCUUAAAAUGUGGAUUUUCAUUUACCACAUCAAAUCCCACUUAUUUGGGGUUGGGGAAGUGGGGCCAUUCUGUCUAUAGAAGCUGCCUAUUUGGUGAAGAUGAUAAUUAGGGAGCCUAUAUCUAUGAGAUUAUCAUGCUUUAUCUCACUUGUGGUUGUAAAACCUUUCUACUGGGUGGCAUUUGUCCUGGGGCCUGAAUGACAGUUCUAAUGACUUUAUCUUGUGUUUCUGGUUCUUGGCAAUGUGUGAACAUUUCAAGGAGCCUUUAGCAUAUACAUGUGGCUACAUCCCCAUGCCGCCAUAAAAUGGUUAGCCAAAGACCAAUAUAGUCUGCCUACAAUAAAGUCAAAGCUAUUGAAAUGAACACUUUGUUUUUAGUGGUGCUUUGUUUUAGUAUAUAGUGUUUAGAAAAAAAUGAAUUGUGAAAAAUCACCCCUGACAGGCUCCUACAAUUACCAUGGGAACACACAAACUAAAUGCCACAGAUAACUUUUUUUUUUAAAAGGCCCUCAAUUCUUUUCCUCUAAGAGGAGAUGAAGAUCCUAGUUCUGAGUUAAUCACUUAUUUGCUCUGAUCUUAGGCAAGUUAUUUAAUCACUAGUAUGUCACUGUCUGAAUAUAUAAAUGGAGGUAAUAUCUUCACUCAUCAUCCUUUAUUGGGUAGUUUGAGAGUCAGUAGCUUAAUCCCUCUAAAUACAUUAUAUUUUUGUAGAAGAUACACAAUAUAUAUGCUACACAGGAAAGAAAUUUUCAAUAGUGAUAAUUCUUUUGAUAUAAAUGGCCAUGUACCCACGCCAAUCUUUUCAACAGAACCAAAAGCAUUAUUUCCCAAAGAGUGUGAUGGGAUAUGCCUUUAUUUUCUUUCCUCAUUAUAGUUAACUCCAUUCUUUUCGAAAGUCUUCCUAUUGAAAUAUUAAUUGCUCAUGCGUAGAUAAAGCCAAUAUAAUAAAAAUGGCAAUACUUCCUAAGUUAAUUUAAGUACCAAGCCAAUCAAAGUACCAAAAGAUUUUAUGGAGCUAGAAAAAAUGAAAUUCAUCUAGAACAAAAGGUC
This is a messenger RNA of Sarcophilus harrisii (Tasmanian devil), 5222 nucleotides long. RefSeq names its product NME/NM23 family member 5 (gene NME5). Bases 567 to 1223 code for a protein of 218 amino acids. Gene Ontology annotation, biological process: UTP biosynthetic process; CTP biosynthetic process; negative regulation of oxidative stress-induced intrinsic apoptotic signaling pathway. Gene Ontology annotation, molecular function: nucleoside diphosphate kinase activity. The transcript has 5 exons. The record is from RefSeq and is a predicted model, not a curated record. Lineage: Eukaryota; Metazoa; Chordata; Mammalia; Dasyuromorphia; Dasyuridae.